AUGGAAAAACUACUCAAGCGUCCGGAGAAACUUCGGGGAGCCCCGGAGAGGCGCAGCAAGGACAAGUACUGCCGCUUCCAUCGGGAGCACGGCCACAACACGUCGGACUGCUGGGAAUUGAAGCGCCAAAUUGAAGAUCUAAUUCAAGACGGCUACUUCAAGAAGUUUGUGGGAAAGCCCGGGACUAGCUCAGCAGAGAAAAAGGAGGAGCGAAAGCGUUCUAGAACGCCACCUCGGCGCACCGACCGACCUGCGGUCAUCAACACCAUUUUUGGAGGGCCAAGCGGGGGUCAAUCCGGACAUAAAAGAAAGGAGUUAGCCCGUGCAGCCAGACGCGAGGUGUGCAUCAUCAGGGAGCAGGGGCCGACCUGCCCAAUCACCUUCGACGGUGCAGACUUGGAGGAGGUCCACCUGCCCCACAAUGAUGCCCUUAUGAUUGCUCUCUUGAUUGAUCAUGUGGUGGUUAGGAGAGUGCUGGUAAACGGGGGCGCAUCCGCUAAUAUCCUGUCCUUACCGACCUACCUCGCCUUGGGCUGGACGAGGUCGCAAUUGAGGAGAAGCCCGACGCCGCUGGUUGGAUUCUCUGGAGAAUCGGUCAUCCCAGAGGGCUGUAUCGACUUGCCGGUCACGCUGGGGCAGAACCAAACCCGGAUCACUCAAAUGGCCGAGUUCGUGGUAGUUGACGGUAGAUCGGUCUAUAACGCCAUCUUUGGGAGACCCAUCAUCCACUCCUUUCGAGCCAUUCCUUCAACACUUCAUCAAGUUUUGAAGUAUCCCACCCCCAACGGCGUGGGCACGGUCCGAGGAGAACAAGCCGCUUCGAGGGAGUGUUAUGCCGCCGCACUCAAAGGCCCAUCGGUUUGCGCCCUCGAAACUCUCAGGGAUGGGACGCUCGAGUUCGAGGCCAACCUGCCGAGGAAGGAGUUUGCCGCACCCACUGAGGAGCUCGAGCUUGUUCCUCUGCUUAGUCCCGAGAAGCAGCUGAAUACAUAA
Momordica charantia (bitter melon) is the source of this 993-nucleotide messenger RNA. The record is from RefSeq and is a predicted model, not a curated record. Lineage: Eukaryota; Viridiplantae; Streptophyta; Magnoliopsida; Cucurbitales; Cucurbitaceae.